AUGCAUACAGCCAAUGCUCAGAUCAAGAGAUCCGCCAUACCAGUUCUAGAAAUCCCCUUUCCACACUGUCUCAGACCUUACACCUCAGUGGUAGUGCCCAGUGGAACCAAGGAGAAGCCACAAACUGAAACAUUUCCUCCUCACUUAUUUCUGUUUCUCAAGUUUUUCCUGUUUUUCUCCAUGAAUUCAAAGGAUAAUUGGAGUAACCUUAUCCGGAAAAUAACGUUCUUUUCUCUUACUGGAACUGGCACUGCAGGGAAUUCCUUUUUGUUUGUGAAACAUUUGUACACUUUAGGUGUGGAGACUAAGAAAAAAGGCACAGACUUUAUUGUAAUUCAACUGGCAUUCGCUAAUGCGAUGACACUCUUGGCUUCUGGAAUUGCACAUAUAAGAUCACCUUUUCAUUUUCAUUACUUCCUAGGUGAUGUUGGUUGUAAAGUUGUGAUUUUUCUGGGAAGAGUGUCCCGGGGCCUUUCCCUCUGCACAACCUGUCUUCUCAGUGUGGUCCAGGCCAUCACCAUCAGUCCCCUGAACACCUCAUGGACAAAGCUCAAACCCCAGAAAAAAUGGCAAGUUCUUUCUUGUCUCCUCUUAUUUUGGUUCUUGAAUUUCCUGAUAAGCUCCAACUUGCUCUACUACAUCAGAGCAGUAAAUAGCAUCAACAGAUCUGUUAUUAGAAUACAUGUUGGGUAUUGCUACAUGAUGCCAUCUAGGCAGAUAGUCAGGUGGCUUUUCCUGUCUCUCAUGACUCUUCGAGACAUCAUCUUCCAGAGUUUCAUGGGCUGUAGCAGUGGAUACAUGGCUGUAUAUCUGUAUGAGCAUCACAAGCGUGUCCUCUACUUACACAGCUCCAGGUCUGCAAAUGAGAGCUACUCUAGGUCUGCAAACCAGAGCCCAGAAAUCAGAGCUACUCUAAGUAUUCUCAUUCUCAUGACCUAUUUCCUUUUUUUUUAUUGGGCAGAUUUUGUUUUUUCCUUCUACACAGGCUCAACCGUGACACAUGAGUUCACAAUACUAAAUAUUAAAAUAUUUCUAGGACUUGGUUAUGCAAUUCUCAGCCCCAUUGUGCUGAUCAGCAGAGAUGCCCACAUGGUUAAAUGUUGGCACAGACACAGAGAAUCUGCAGAAGCUGCCUUUUACACUAACUCCUUAGGAAACUGA
Molecule: messenger RNA, 1161 nt
Organism: Chinchilla lanigera (long-tailed chinchilla)
Lineage: Eukaryota; Metazoa; Chordata; Mammalia; Rodentia; Chinchillidae
Product: putative vomeronasal receptor-like protein 4
Exons: 2
Coding region: 1-1161 (386 amino acids)
Biological process (GO): G protein-coupled receptor signaling pathway
Cellular component (GO): membrane
Molecular function (GO): pheromone receptor activity
Source: RefSeq, a predicted model, not a curated record